Salvia hispanica is the source of this 1395-nucleotide messenger RNA. Lineage: Eukaryota; Viridiplantae; Streptophyta; Magnoliopsida; Lamiales; Lamiaceae. The record is from RefSeq and is a predicted model, not a curated record.
AUGGUUAGUAGUCCACGUGGAGUGGCUGGCAGUUUGGGUUUCAUGACAGAGAUUAGGGACAAAAUUGGCUGCUUCAGAGACUUGCUUGAUUUCUCACCUUGCGCUGGCUCUGCUACUCUGCUUGAGCUGUUAGUGUUGACCCUUCAUGAUAUAUUCCAACGGUAUCCUGAGAUCAAACCGGCCUCAGAAUUUCAGGACGCGGACAUUCAUAAGGCUCUGAAAGUCUUCUGUAAUACUCUGCAAUCGCUUGGAGAUCUGUGGACAACGGAGAAGUGGAUGGUCCGAUGCAGAUAUGAUUCCUCAAUGAAAUUGCAACACUCUGAGUUAGAGCACAUCUCUGUGUUGAUGCUCGAAGACGUCAUUAAGCUAGCACGGGGGAGGCUGUGUGAUGAGAUGGAUGAUGUAGAUGACGACGAUAAUAUGAGUGACUACAGCCCUGCAGGAAAUGCAUUUUCAAAGGUGUUGUCUGCCUCUUAUUUUGAUAACAGAUCAUCGUAUUGUGGAUCUCCGAUGACUCCUACUUCGAUCCUUCAAGGAGCGUGGAACUCUCCAACUUGCUCGGAGAAGGGGGCGUCGUAUUCACCCCAUGAUCUCAUGUCGGCUAGAGGUGGGAAACUAAGCCCCAUGGACAUGAAGCGCCUCUCAUUCCAUAUGAUUCCUCAUGUAAUUGCUAUUUCCCAAGAUCCUAAAAACAUAAAUAAUUUGGAGAAGGAACAGAGAGAGCAUCAUGAUAUCAAUAAGGAUGAUGUGGUGGGAGGAAUGGAAAUGAUUGAUGUUGUUAUUCAUGAUUCUCAAAAUGAUGGUACAAGGAUUUCUUCUCUUGUAAGAAGACAUGGAAGAAACUUGAUUGGUGUUGGUGGAAAUCAGACAACUCCACACAUGAUGGUGAGGCCUUGUUUGCAAACACUUCUUGAGUUGCCUAUUCCACCACCACUCAUGACACCGAGCAAUUCGACAGUCGCACCCCCUCCACCACCGCCAUUGCCUCCGCCACUCAGUAGUACACCAAUCAGGUUGCCAGUGGCACCCCCUCCACCUCCACCUCCACCUCCUCCACUCACGAUGACCGCAUCAAAGGGAUACGAACCAGCUAUUCCACCGCCUCCUCCUCCACCCAUGGGUGCAUCAAACAGGCAGCCACCAUUGGCACCAACAUUAAACAGAUCAGCUCCACCACCCCCUCCCGGGCCUGCCUGCCUUAGUCCAAAGAAAUCAACAACCAAAUUGAAGAGGUCUUCACACAUGGGAAAUCUGUAUCGAACUCUCAAAGAUUCUCAAAAUGAUGGUACAAGGAUUUCUUCUCUUGUAAGAAGACAUGGAAGAAACUUGAUUGGUGUUGGUGGAAAUCAGACAACUCCACAUGAUGGUGAGGCCUUGUUUGCAAACACUUCUUGA